This is a messenger RNA of Urocitellus parryii (Arctic ground squirrel), 1617 nucleotides long. RefSeq names its product solute carrier family 25 member 47 (gene Slc25a47). Gene Ontology annotation, biological process: transmembrane transport. Gene Ontology annotation, cellular component: mitochondrion. Gene Ontology annotation, molecular function: transmembrane transporter activity. Lineage: Eukaryota; Metazoa; Chordata; Mammalia; Rodentia; Sciuridae. The record is from RefSeq and is a predicted model, not a curated record.
CACGCUGGGAGCUGCUGAGGCCACCGUGGUGGUGGCACAGAUCAGGCAGUUGGGCCAGGGCCUUCCCCACCUCCCAGGUUGUCCAUGGAUUUUGUUGCUGGAGCCAUUGGAGGUGUCUGUGGUGUUGCUGUGGGCUACCCCCUGGACACAGUGAAGGUCAGGAUCCAGACAGAGCCAAAGUACACAGGCAUCUGGCACUGCAUCCGGGACAUAUAUCGCCAAGAGCGGGUGCGGGGCUUCUACCGGGGCCUCUCGCUGCCUGUGUGCACGGUGUCCCUGGUCUCCUCUGUGUCUUUUGGUACCUACCACCACUGCCUGGAGCACAUCUGCAAGUUCCGCUACGGCAGCGCAGAAGCCAAGCCUGCUAAGGCCGACAUCACGCUCUCGGGAUGCGCCUCAGGCCUCGUCCGUGUGUUCCUGACAUCGCCCACUGAGGUGGCCAAGGUCCGCCUGCAGACGCAGACGCAGGUGCAGGAGCAGCAGCGGAGGCCCUCAGCUUCGGGGCCCUCGGCCUCUUCUCCUGUGUGUCCAGUGCCUGGACCCAAAUACCGUGGGCCUCUGCACUGCCUGACCACGGUGGCCCGUGAGGAGGGGCUUCAGGGCCUCUACAAGGGCAGCUCGGCGCUGCUUCUCCGGGAAGGCCACUCCUUCGCCACCUACUUCCUCUCCUAUGCUGUCCUCUGUGAGUGGCUCACCCCUGCGGGCCACAGCCAGCCAGAUGUUCUGGGUGUGCUGGUGGCUGGAGGCUGUGCAGGAGUCCUGGCCUGGGCUGUGGCCACCCCCAUGGACGUGAUCAAGUCACGCCUGCAGGCAGAUGGGCAGGGCCACCGGCGAUACCGGGGUCUCCUGCACUGUGUGGUGACCAGUGUGCGGGAGGAGGGGCUGAGGGUGCUCUUCAGGGGCCUGGCUGUCAACUGCUGCCGGGCCUUCCCGGUCAACAUGGCGGUCUUUGUCACCUAUGAGGCCGUGCUGAGGCUUACCAGAGGCCUGCUCACAUAGCCGCCCAGCAGCUGCCAGAUGCUGUGAUAGCUGGAGGAGGCAAAGGGAGUAGUGGGGGGGUGGGACCCCAUGAGGCCGUCACCCAGGACAGCUGGGGACCAAUCUGCAGCAAUUGGACCAAGGCCUGAGCUUGGCUGCCCGCUGCCCAGAACAAGAUYGGGUCGAGGGGCUGGUGAGCCCCAGAAGAGCAGCCCCUUGGGCGAGGGCCUGGGUCACAUGGGUCAUCUGCCUUUUGGUCAGUGGUUCUCCUUCUCCUGUUGCCUCUGCCACCACUCUGCUCCUCAGAACAGCUCCGCAUGGCCACCCUCUGCCCUCUCCCACCAGCUCCCCUGGUCCCCACGGCUGUCCCCUCUGAGGCAGCUUCACUGGCACCCCUGCCACAGGCAGUGAGGCCYGGCUGUCUGAUCUCAAGCCUGGCUCCUUCCCUGCCCCAGGCUGCCCAGGCGGGCAUGGCCAGGACAAKGCACCCACCUGGGGUUUGACUGGCCAGGGCAUAAGGCUGCCAGCCUUGCCCAGCUGGGGAGCUGGGUGUGGGGUGUAGUCAUCACCUCUGCUAUGGACACUGUCCACCAUGGGAGGACCCAAAGACUCACCAGGAGCUGCUGUCAAUAAAGCAUU